Molecule: messenger RNA, 6302 nt
Organism: Pseudoliparis swirei
Lineage: Eukaryota; Metazoa; Chordata; Actinopteri; Perciformes; Liparidae
Gene: grid2ipb
Product: glutamate receptor, ionotropic, delta 2 (Grid2) interacting protein, b
Exons: 26
Coding region: 980-5305 (1441 amino acids)
Molecular function (GO): protein binding
Source: RefSeq, a predicted model, not a curated record
UGUAUAUGUAGUGGGCAUGUAUACAUACAUGUAUGUAGGCAUACAUACAUACAUACAUAUGUAUGCAUACACACAUACAUACAUGAAUAGAUACAUACACACAUACAUACAUACACUACCGUUCAAAAGUUUGGGGUCACUUAGAAAUGUAUUUAUUUUACAAAGAAAAGCACUGUUUUUUCAAUAAAGAUAACAUUAAUCAAAAAUACACACUAUACAUUGUUAAUGUGGUAAAUGACUAUUCUAGGUGGAAACGUCUGGUUUCUAAUGAAAUAUCUCCAUAGGUGUAUAGAGGCCCAUUUCCAUCAACUAUCACUCCAGUGUUCUAAUGGUACAUUGUGUUUGCUAAUCGCCUUAGAAGACUAAUAUCUGAUUAGAAAACCCUUGUGCAAUUAUGUUAGCACAGCUGAAAACAGUUAUGCUGGUGAUAUAAGCUGUACAACUGGCCUUCCUUUGAGCUUGAAGUUUGAAGAACAAAAUUAAUACUUCAAAUAUUAAUCAUUAUUUCGAACCUUGUCAAUGUCUUGACUAUAUUUUCAAUUCAAUUUUCAAUUCAUUUGAUAAAUAAAAGUGAGUUUUCAUGGAAGACACGAAAUUGUCUGGAUGACCCCAAACUUGUGAACGGUAGUAUACAUACAUACACACAUAUUCACAUACACACAUAGACAUUACCAUAGACAUACAAACAAAAUAAAAACAACACACUCCAGGAAUGUCUUGACGGGAAUGUCUUGUUUCCUUUUUCCUGAUGAAGACCCCUUAUCUGUCCACACUUCUAUCGCGUCUGCUCCUGUUCCUCAGUGUUGUGUUCUCUCGGUCGCUGCCAUCCAGUGCUCCACACAAAGCCACGAGGCAUCACGAGACACCUGUUGGGUCUGGUUGCCGACAUGGCCCGACACUCGUGUUACAGCUGGAGAGGGGAGCGUUACUCUGGAGCUCUGCGUGGACAUUUAUGGAUGCUGUUUAAACAGUACUCAGCAUGCCGUCGUCCAACCAGGGCUGGCCUGACGAGUUCGGCUUCCAGCUGGGCGGCAACGGACCCUGCUACAUCCUGUCUGUGGAGGAGGGCAGCAGCGCCCACCUGGCGGGGCUGCAGGCGGGGGACCAGGUCCUGGAGAUCGAGGGCCACAAUGUGUCGACGCUGGGUCCCCAAGCUCUCGUCGCCAUCGCCCAGACGCAGAAGAACAUCCCUCCCAGCAUCGGAGUGGUGUCCCGCAUACAGCAGAUGGACGUCAUACCGGGUCCGGACGGUCGUUUUGGGUUCACCAUUGUGGGAGACUGCCCCCUGCUGGUGGAGGACUGCUCGCCUUGCUCUCCGGCCGGCCGCGCGGGUCUGAGGGCCGGAGAUCACAUCAUGGAGGUCGACGGCAUCCCCGUCAGGCAGCACGAGACGGCCGCGGCGCUGAUCAAGGCGUCCCAGGGCAGGACGCUGCGCCUCGGGGUGCUGUGUCUCGGCCCGAGGCAGAAACGAAGCAUCAGCGUGGACGACAGUCAGACGGGAGUAGAGGGAGCGAGGCUGGACCGCAAACACAAAGCGCUGGAGUUCAACAGGAGGGUGGACCAGAUUCUAGGAGAGGAGCCCGAGGUGAAGGAGAAGCUCUUCACCGCGCUGAAGCACUACGCGGCCGAGAAGAGGGUGGAGUGGUUGGCCUCGGUGCUGCCCGACAUCCUCGCCUCCGAUGAGCACCGGCAGCUCAUCUCCAGCAUCAGAAUCUUCAUCCCCAAGAAGCACCGGCAGCGCUUCGACGUGGCCGUGAACCAGAACGUGAUCAACCGACUCUGCCGCAGCAAGAGCAUCAGCGAGCCGCACGCCAGGAUCCGGCGCAGUCGGAGCGAGGAUCACUCCGACCGCCGCCGCGGGUCCAAGCGGGCCAGCUCGGUGCCCAGAGACGGAGAGCCCGGGGGGAGGGGGGAGGCGGAGAGAGAGCGGGGCUUAAGGAAGUCGGCCUCUGGGGUCCCGCCGCAUCCCCCCAUUGGACCCAAUCAGAGGGUCCUUCGCAUCUACCGCGGGAAGAAGAACUUCGGCUUCACGCUACGAGGCCACGCCCCCGUCUGCAUCGACUCCGUCAUCUCAGAUAGUCCAGCUGAGGAAUGUGGACUGAAAAUAGGCGACCGAAUCCUCUUCCUCAACGGACUGGACAUGAGGAACUGUUCCCACGAGAAGGUGGUGUCCAUGCUGCAGGGCAGCGGGGCCAUGCCCACCCUGGUGGUGGAGGAGGGUCCGUCCGAGUACUCCUCAGACCAAACCGACCCGGAGGAGUCUCCGAGCCUCGCUCCCGCAACGCUGCCGCGCUCUAGGUCUCCGGCCCUCAGCUCUCUGCAGUGGGUCGCCGAGAUUCUCCCGCCGAGCAUCAAAGUCCGCGGGCGGACCUUCGGCCAGCAGCUGGAGCACCUGCUGACCAUCCAGGAGAGGUACACGGUCUGCAAGUCCCUGGAGACCUUCUUCCAGCACAGGAAUGUGGACACUCUGAUCGUGGACGUGUUCCCGGUGUUGGACACGCCGGCCAAACAGCUGAUCUGGCAGUUCAUCUACCAGCUGCUGACGUACGACGAGCAGGAGCGCUGCCAGGGCAAGCUGUCGCGCUUCCUCGGGUUCAAGAGCAGCGCCGUGUUGGAGCCCGACCUCGGCCCGGCGCUCCACCGGCGCAGCAGCUCCAUGCGCGUGACGGGCACGUCGUACCGCGGCGUGGUUCGGGAGAGGAGCUCCGACGACUGCAUCAUCGGGACCCACCUGGGAAUGGGAAUUCAUGUGGAGGAAUCCGGGAGCCCGGAGGAGAGGCAGUCGGGAGACGGGACCUCCUUCCCCGAGUCCCCCGACCUCAGUCAUAUAACAGGGGUGUACACGGAGCUGGAGACCGUGUACGCGGGGAAGAGUGUGUCGCCGCUGCGUGGCGGCUCCUCAGCAGAACCCGAGGGCCCGGGACAGACUGAGGCCUACGGCCGCUCUCUCUCCCCCCUCACUCUGCCCCCUCUCAAAGGUAGUUGUAAAUCCGGCCUGUCGCUGUCCUGGAAGGAGCCGCUCCCCUCCCCCGUGUACGAGCUCCACCACCAGAGCAGCGUGGACUCCAACCCCUACGUCAGCCUGGAGAGCCCCCCCGCCUCCCCCGAGCACUCCGGCGGCGGCGGCGGCACGCUGACCCGCCGCAAGAAGCUGUUCACCUUCUCCCGCCCGCCACGCAGCCGGGACACGGACAAGUUCCUGGACGCGCUGAGCGAGCAGCUGGGCCACCGCGUCACCCUGGUGGACGGCUUCGUGCCCGGGGAGAACGACUACGAGGAGAUAUAUCAAGGUGGUUGUCAUGGUUUCAGAAGAAGAGGGGUGCCUAUGAGUUUCCAGGAGGACCAGGACUCGGGCUUCACGCCCCGCCGGCUCAGCAGCGGCAGCAGCGAGGACCAGAGCCACAGCGACGAGGGCUCCAACUCCUCGGGCUCCGAGCCCAUCCCGCCGCCCCCCACCCAGAGCCCGCCGCCGCCCCCGCCUUUCCAAGCUCUGAUCCCGCCCCCCGUCCAGUUCACCGACCCGUUGCCGCCGGUGCGCUUCUCCCCCGAGCGCGCGCCGCGCAGCCGCAUGCCCUUCCAGCCGCAGCACCCCAUCAUCCCGCCGCCGCCGCCGCCCAGGACCAUUCUGACCAGCCGGCCCGCCCUCGGCAAAGUGCCGCCCACCAGGGAGGAGGUGGAGAAGGCUCGCCAGCGCUUUCAGAGCCGCCUGUCGCACGGCCACACCGCCCUGGGCACCACCACCACGCUGCGCUGCUCCCAGCCGUCUCGGCCCCGCUUCCUGCCCCGGCAGCUCAGCCAGCCGCAGCCCGUCCUGCAGCCCUCCGCCCAGCCGCUGAGGCCGAGCCAGCUGGUGCUCCAGAGACACCACCUGCUCCACCACCAGCACAGCUACCAGGGCCCGCUGCCGCCGUCCCUCCAGGACCACGGCUCGGCCCCGGCGCAGAGCCAAGGCGCCGCGGAGGCCUCCAAGCACCCGGCCGCUCACUCCACCCUCCCCAGCCACAGCAACACCUACGAAACCCCGCGGCAGGAACACCCGUCACAACAGGCGCCGCCGCCCCCGCCUCCACCCCUCCCUCCACCCUGUGACCCGCCUCCGCUGCCCAAGCCGGGCCCCCACGCCUCGGACGCCAACCACAUGAGCGUGAAGAGGCUGCGCUGGGAGCAGGUGGAGAACUCCGAGGGGACGAUAUGGGGUCAGCUCGGCGAGGACUCGGACUACGACAAGCUCACCGACAUGGUGAAGUUCUUGGACCUCGAUCUGCACUUUGGGACUCAGCGCCGCUCCAUGUCUCCUCCAGAGCCGGCCUUCUUGCCCGAGAACUUAAAAAAGAAAGACGUGGUGGAGAUCCUGUCUCACAAGAAAGCCUACAACGCCUCCAUCCUCAUCGCCCACCUGAAGCUCUCGGCCGGCGAGCUGCGUCAGGUCCUGAUGGACUUGACCACCGACCGGCUGGAGCCGGCUCACAUCAAGCAGCUGCUGCUCUACGCGCCGGACGAGGACGAGGUCCAACAGUACGAGCGCUUCGAACAGGACCCGGCCAAACUGAGCGAGCCCGACCGGUUCAUCUACCAGAUGCUGACGGUGCCCGAGUAUAAAACCCGCCUGCGAAGCCUCCACCUGAAGACCACCCUGCAGGAGAGGACGGAGGAGAUGAAGGUGGCGUACGACUACAUCUACAAGGCCUCCGUGGAGCUGAAGAGCAGCAAGAAACUCGCCAAGAUCCUGGAGUUUGUCCUCGCCAUGGGGAAUUACCUGAACAACGGGCAGCCCAAGAGCCACCGGACCACCAGCUUCAAGAUCAACUUCCUCGCCGAGCUCAGCACGACCAAGACGGUGGACGGGAAGUCCACCUUCCUCCACAUCCUGGCCAAGUCCCUGUGCCAACACUUCCCCGAGCUGCUCGACUUCUCCAGAGACCUCACGACGGUGCCGCUGGCCGCCAAGGUGAACCAGAGGGCCGUCACGGCGGAGCUGAGCGACCUCGGCGCCACCAUCCUGGACAUCAGGAAGGCCUGUCUGAAGAUCCCGCCCACCUCCGAGGACCACUUUGCCUCCGUCAUGAGCAGCUUCUUGGAGAACAGCCACCCUGCCAUCCAGUCUCUGGAGUCCCUGCAGACCCAGGCCAUGGAGGAGUUCUCCAAGGUGGCGUCCUUCUUCGGCGAGGACGGCAUGUCGGCCAACACGGAGUCCUUCUUCGGCAUCUUCGCCGAGUUCAUGUGCAAGUUUGAGAGAGCGCUCACGGAGACCCAGAGCCCAGACAACCCCCGGAGCCCCAGACUGUCCUCCCCUCCGGCCUGGUGACGGGGGACGGCCAAACCGACACAACCAAAGUGCCAAGAACACACACAGAGACACACACACACACACACACACACACACACACACACACAGACCACAUCUGCUCAAGCAGAACCGGAUGAAAAUGCACUGGAUUAAUCUGUAGAUGACGACAGCUAACGAGCGAGUUGUAUUAAUGGUAUUCCAGGUGUGCACCGACAACUCAAACAGUCCGUACAUCGUUCACAUCUGUAAUACACACAUUACUACAGUAGACAGUGAAGACGGCUCCAGCGCAUCUCGAUGCUGCAUUACAGGGAGGUAAUAAAAAAACAACUGGUCUACGUUUAAAUACACGACAGUAUAAAGUUUAUAUUUUCUAUCAGAUCAUAUUGAAAAAAUUGUAAAGAUUAAGCGUAGAUGUAGACUGACGAGUUAACGAGAAGCAAGUGUCGUCUAGUUGACGCGUUUCCAUACAUUAUAAGUAAUAUAUAUAUAAAUAUAGAUUUAUUUAUAUAUUAUAUAUAUAUUCAUAAUUAUACAUAUAUGUAUAUGUAUAUAUAAUAUAUAUAUAUACUCCAAAUUCAGAGGUAUUUCAACUCAACAUAAAGUAUUUAAGGGAGGGAUUUAUUUUUCCACAAUUUAAAUGUCCUCACUUGUUCGACCAGUAAAACCAGUUAAGAGCUUUAGACCAGGUCGUCCUCUGGACUCCAUCGUGACCGUAAGCCAAUGAAAUCUCUCCGAUCCGGCGCGCUGCACGUGGACUGGGACGGCCUCCUUUUUUGUCAGCAGCCAAUCGGGCUGCAGCGUUGAGAUUCUUUCGCCCGGCAUGGAUUCAUUCAGACAUUAUUCAGACCACAGAGAGGAACUUAAACUCCAUCCGCAGGAGAGGAACUCCGGCUCGAAAAGCAGCUUUAUUGUGGCGAGCCGAGCGCGUCGGGCUGAUGUCAAGAGUCUCGAGCGUUAUUGAACACGGAUCAUAAACAAAAUGAUGCAUGUGGAGAAUAAAAUGUAACUGGUA